Aureococcus anophagefferens is the source of this 1038-nucleotide messenger RNA. RefSeq lists its product as hypothetical. Gene Ontology annotation, molecular function: protein binding. The record is from RefSeq and is a predicted model, not a curated record. The transcript is spliced from 2 exons. Lineage: Eukaryota; Pelagophyceae; Pelagomonadales; Pelagomonadaceae. The coding region runs from base 1 to 1038 and encodes 345 amino acids.
AUGCUUCGCAUCUGUUGCUGCCGAAAGGUCUGCAAGUCGUGCGAGCGCAAGAUCGGCUUCGGCGCGUGCCCUCUCUGUCGGAUAUCAUGCCCAAAUGACGAUGCGGAGCUGCUCGCGCGUCUUCGCCGCCAUGUGGAGAACGAGGUGCCGGAAGCGAUUAGGUUUUUGGGAGACGCGUACUGCGAAGGUCGGUACGGUCUCGUGAAAUCCGAUAAGAAAGCCGCGAAGAUUUGGAAGCGCGCAGUGGAGCUCGGGAACGUGGAGGCAAUGGUCAGACUUGGGUACUCGUACGAAACUGGAAGUGGCGUCAAGCUGGACAAGAAGAAGGCGGAGCGGCUGUAUCGCGCAGCCGCAGACCGGGGCCACGCGGUCGCGCAAUUCAAUUUAGGGAUUCGCCUUCAUUCUGAGGAGAAACAUGAAGAAGGGUUCCGGUACUACGCGCUCGCGGCGGAUCAAGGCUAUACCAAUGCGGAGAACAACCUUGGCUGCUGUUAUGAGCGCGGAAAAGGCACGGAGGUCGACCUCGGCAAAGCCAGAUACUGGUUCGAGCGCGCCGCUGCCAAGGGCCACGAGAAAGCGACACAGUCCCUCGCGCUUGCGUACCGCCGCGGUUACUUUGGCCUGGUGCAAUCCGAUAAGAAAGCCGCGAAGAUUUACCGGCGCGCCGUGGAGCUCGGGAACGUGGACGCGAUGUCACGACUUGGGGAAAUGACCGAGUAUGGAAGUGGCGUCAAGCUGGACAAGAAGAAGGCGGAGCGGCUGUAUCGCGCGGCCGCGGACCGGGGCUGCGCGAUCGCGCAAAGCAGUCUGGCGUAUUUACUUCAUUCUGAGGGGAAAUGUGAAGAAGCGUUCCGGUACUUCGCGCUCGCGGCGAAUCAAGGCGAUACUAUUACAGAGAGUUGCCUUGGCUGUUGUUACAGGGACGGAGAAGGCACGGAAGUCGACCUCGGCAAAGCCAGAUACUGGUUCGAGCGCGCCGCUGCCAAGGGCGACGAGAGAGCUAUAGAGAGCCUCGCGGCCCUCGACGCGCGCGUAUAG